Molecule: messenger RNA, 2256 nt
Organism: Ciona intestinalis (vase tunicate)
Lineage: Eukaryota; Metazoa; Chordata; Ascidiacea; Phlebobranchia; Cionidae
Source: RefSeq, a predicted model, not a curated record
ACGUCAUUAAACUGGGGAUUUCCCUAAUUUAGGUGGUUCCCCACUUUUUAUGACAUCAUACUGUGCAAUUGUUUUAUGGUGUUCAUAGACGGUUCAUUUUAAAUAUGGAAGAAGUGCCGUAUCUCAACGAAAGUCUGGAUAAAGUUGAACUUCGCCCUGCAAUUCACAAGGACUUGUGCAAAUACCGUUUGUCGGGAGAAUUAUAUGAAAACCUUGAUGAAAAUAACUUAAGCAAAGUUGAGACAAUCAUUGAUGACCUUCAAUGGUUACUUUCUUUAAACCAUCCCAAGUUCUGGUGUCAGGUGAUCAAUGAUGAAACAGUCAGCGCAACACUCAGCUCAUAUUUACAAUUUGCACCACGUUUCCACAACCCUUCAUGGUCGGAUGAAAUAAAGAAGAAACACGAUCAACUUCAUCGGCUAUUCUUCAUGACCUUCCUCAGGUUAUCGACACCAAAAGAAUCGGAAAACUCUUUUUUCUCCCCGAGUGAGUUUGGUCGAAUUAUUUAUGAGAAUUUUAUCUUUGACAUUCCUUCGUUGAUGGACAUCGCUUGUUUGUUUGGAAACCAAACCAAUCAUCCUCUACUCCAUAAAAUGUUUGAAAGCAUCUUCAAUAAUCAACCUCUGUACAAUAAUGACUUGGAAGAAGCGGCAAAAAUGAUGGUUAAAAUUCUUCAAGAAUUUGACGGUAAAUUUGUGAAACAAACCACCACGAAGCGGAAGUUGAUUGACAGGUCGGGAAUCCCGCACUCCAAAGAUGAAUUGCUUGAACUCGCUUCUUAUUUAUUCAACUCCUUGUAUACGUUGGAUGCUUUCAUGCAAGUUUACCCUGAAGGCUGCCAUGCUUUUUACAAGAUUAACACCAUAGAGGUUCUUUGUCAACUCUACAAUGGUGCUCUGGUUAUAAUGAAGGAACAAACCCAAAACAAUGCUUUACCAUUAGAUGAUGAUUUCUUUAAACUACGAACAUUCCUUUUAAAAUCAAAGGAACUUGUAUUGUCUCUGCUGCACCGUGUGGUUGUUAAAUGCGCUUAUAAACCGGCUGUCGAAGCAUCUCGAAAUAAAACAUCGGAUUGUACGGUUUUAUGUGAAAACUAUUUGGAGAUUCUGAGUGCGUUUGCAUCUGACCACAACAUCAUUAACGAUUUGGAUGAAAAGUUUGGGUUAAGAGAAGAUAUAAAUAACUUGGUUAGGGUAAAUGAAGAAAUAAAUGAAAGCCAAGUUUCAUUUCUCCUUGAUACGAUUCAACCAUCGCCAUGCCAACCACCACACGAGGUCUCUACUGAGGUAGAUGCCAUCUCUGCAUGGAGGGAACAAUUUACUUCAAGCUCACUAACGAAUGGAGAUUCGGGAGGAAUCGAAACUGCUCAGAGCUUUGAAAACCAGAAUAGUUUUGUGAAUGCAACAGAUCAGGAUGACAUUGAAGCUGUCUCUCUCAUCUCUUCCGUCCAAGACAUCCUCCCCGAUCUCGGAGCCGGUUUCAUCCGAGCUUGUUUGGAGGAGUUUUCCAACAACCCUGAGAUGGUGAUCCAGAGGGUCCUGGAGGACAAUCUUCCCAGCCAUAUUGCUGCGAUGGAUAGAACAACACAAAGUUUCACCAAACCAACUGCAAACUUAAACCAUGAAGAAAAUUUGAAUGAAUUUGGAUCUUUUGAUCCUGAAUUUGACGAUCAAAUCUUUGAAAUGCCACGGAAGAAGAAAUUUACCGAAUACAAGGCGUAUAAAGCACAAGAAAUAUCUUUAGCUGAUGAAGGAAAGCUGGUUGAACUGUACAGUAAAUAUGGGGUGGUGUAUGAUGGUGAAGAAAAUCAAGAAACAACUGAAUGUUCUUAUGAAGAUGAAUACGAUGACACAUAUGAUGGAAUACAAGUAGGAGCGAAUGACGCCGAUGAAACGGAUGAUCUUGUUGUAGAACAUCAAACUACCAGGGACCUAUGGAAAUAUAAACAAACAAAUGAUGAUGAAAAUGAAGAAGGGGAGAAGAAAGACAGAUUAAAAGAUUUUGUUCGUAAUCCUGAAGAGGUUCGCGCAUUUAAUCAAAUGAGGGAGGAAUCUCGGAGGAGAUUUAGAGGAGGGGGUGGGAGCAGAGGAGGAAGUGGGAGAGGAGCAAGAGGAGGAGGAGCGAGUGGGAGCAGAGGAGGUGGGAGAGGAAAAGAUAAAUCAUCAAGAGGAAAUCAUAAUCGGAAGAAACUUGCUACAAAGAAAGCCUCCCAAGGGAUGUGAUUUUGUGCAAAAUAAAAUUAAUAUUUGAACGUUA